UCCUGUUUGAGUCAGAUGGUUGCUGCUCUCUUCAAGGUUUGAUAAAGGAACUUGUUAAUGACUGGUGGAUUAUGAGAGCAAGCAAAUACUCUGUAAACCUAACAUAUUGUUCAUGUGUAACAUAGUUUCUCAAAGUAGAUAGAAGUGGACCAUGUUGUGUGUGCUGAGGAUGAUGACUGUGCCGGCACAGCUCAGUUUGCUGGCAUGCUUAACUCUGACUGUGGGCCUGACUUUGGGUUUUGAGCCAAACAAAGGCACUUCAUUUACAUUUCUAUUACCUGCUGGUACCACAGAGUGUUUUUUCCAAACCACAGAGAGUAAUGGCAGCAUGGAAUUCUCAUACCAGGUGAUAGCUGGAUCAGGUUUGGAUGUUGGGUUUAGCAUCAUCUCACCUAGCGGAUACCGGCUGGCCUCUGACUUCAGGAGAUCUGACGGCGUCCACAUGGUGCAUCUCACUGAGGAGGGAGACUACAGGUUGUGUUUUGACAACAGCUUCAGUAAACUGUCAGAGAAGAUGGUUUUCUUUGAGGUGAUCAUUAAUAAUAAGAAUGACGCAGGCGGAGGACAGGACCAGUGGGAUGACAUGGCCAUAACAGAGAGCCUGGUGGAGUACCAAAUGGAGGACAUCAGGGCGAGUAUGGAGUCUGUGUACCGACACCUGGAGAGGACUCUUAAGGUCCAGGCUGUGCUGAGGGCCUUUGAGGCCAGGGACCGCUACCUUCUGGAGGAUAACCUGUGGAGAGUGUCCUUCUGGUCCUGUCUCAGCCUGCUUGUCAUGCUAACUGUUGCUGUCAUCCAAAUCUACACCCUGCGACUUCUCUUUGAAGACAAAAAGCGCAUGGUCACAUAGUCAAGAAACAAAACUCUUUUCUUGUCUUCAUUUGCAUAUUUUCACACUUUUGACUGAUAUAUGCCACUAAGCUAAACUUAAAGGGAUAGUUCACAUUUUUAGAAAAAUGCCUCAUCAUGCACUGGGGACUUUUGUUCUUUUGCAGCCUAGCAGAGAUUGACCCCCCCCCCCCCCCUUUUUUUUUUUUUUGUUGUUGUAAAUUGUGAUCCUAGUAUCACCCUUACCUGAACUUAGAUUUACAAUACUGAAUUGUGCACGCACACUAAUGCUGUUUAUAGACUCAUACAAUGUAAAUAAUAGUACGAAAUCAUGAAAUGCUUGUAACACUGGUGCUACAAAAGUUAUGUAAUGUUGGAAGCUACAAAACCAAAGCUGUUCUCACUUGAAUUUUAUUGUAUUGAAGUUCAGAUACUACAUUUCACAUCAACAUUUAUAACCUUACACUACGGUUUUAUAAAACCAAGAAGAAGCAAACCAUAUACCAUAAAGCAAAAACCUCACCUCCUGAAAAUGUACUGAGUUUUUACCCCCUGAACUAUUAUUAAAAAAAAAUAUGUGUAGUCUUUACUUUGAUAAAAACACAUGUAUUCACACGGUCAUAACAUCAACCUCCCUGAUCAAUGUCUCCAUCUGGAGGUUAAAUAGGCAGAGUCAGUGCAGUGACGCACAUGGCAAGCUUUGGUGGACUCUGCAGUUCAUUCAUUCAUGCAUUGCGAUUUUGGUGGGGAAAAACAUCAAUAACAUAGAAGGCAAAACCUUCAGUGCAUGUUAGGCACUCUACUGAAUCUUUCCUGGAAUGCUUUAGCUUCCUCGGCCACCUUUGAGAAUUGGUCAUAAUAUUCUGUAUUCGUUCUUGAUCCCAAAGGCACUACAAGAAGAAAACUCUGAAUUUUCUUCAUGUAUCUUUGUUUGGCAGUUUAUGUCUAAGAGCUCAAUUAUGCUCUUUAUUCAAAUAAAUAAAUGACAAUCCAUCAGGGAGA
Molecule: messenger RNA, 1830 nt
Organism: Notolabrus celidotus (New Zealand spotty)
Lineage: Eukaryota; Metazoa; Chordata; Actinopteri; Labriformes; Labridae
Product: transmembrane emp24 domain-containing protein 1-like
Exons: 4
Coding region: 152-850 (232 amino acids)
Biological process (GO): endoplasmic reticulum to Golgi vesicle-mediated transport; intracellular protein transport; Golgi organization
Cellular component (GO): COPII-coated ER to Golgi transport vesicle; endoplasmic reticulum; Golgi apparatus
Source: RefSeq, a predicted model, not a curated record